ACAGAACGUGACGAGACCGACUUCCGGUUUCGGUUCUGAACGUAGUGCACCGACUUCCGGAUUCGGCUCCCUACCGUAAAACGGUUUAUGAUUAUAUUUUUUUUAGGUUUGCUUUCCUUCCAUUCUGUUCCCGCUAGAACCGAACCAAUUAUCCAGCAAGCAUCGGACCAGAAGAGUCUCCGAUUUCUGCACCAGAUACCUGUGUCUGUUUUGGCACGGUUUUUACAGCUGGAUGCCCUUCCUAACACCAUCCACCCCGCAGAGUGGACUGAGUGCUUUUUACAUGGCACCAGCACAGGCGAGAUAUGUGGUGUGAAGUACUGAGUGAAUAAAGGUGUGGUGUGCUGACAGUGGAAAGUACGUAAGGCCCAGGAAACCCAAAGAAAGUAUGGGAAGAAGUGGUGUGAUCAGAUCUUAGGAUACCGGAUCUCUUAGCUGCAAUGUCACUGGAGCAAGGAAAUAUGGAUACUUACAAGCCUGGCUACUUUUUUGAGCGUGGUUUUCAGAACCGGACGAUGGACGAUGAUGUGAUCAUAGAAGGAACAGCGUCCAGUUCACCGGUUACGCCAGUGAUGAGCAAUCCUGGCACACCACGCUCAGAGUUGGACAUACAUGGCAACCAUGGUACGCCACCCCCGGCCAUAGCCAACCGGGGUCCGCAAUUACCACAGAUGUCACAACACCCUCAGACAAAAUACACCCAGCUUCUGGCGGUCAUCGAGGACAUGGGCAAAGAUAUACGUCCGACGUACUCUGGCAGCAAAUCCUCCGCUGAACGACUGAAGCGAGGCAUCGUUCAUGCCCGCAUACUGGUGCGAGAAUGUCUGAUGGAGUGUGAACGUAGUGCUCGGACAUGAGGCAAGCAAUUCCCCACCUCUCUCUUUCUUUUACAAGUCAAAAUAACAACCAACAACUCAACCAAAUAAACUAACCAGCCACCAGUCUGUUUGUUGGUCUGUAGACUU
Octopus sinensis (East Asian common octopus) is the source of this 965-nucleotide messenger RNA. RefSeq names its product cyclin-dependent kinase 2-associated protein 2-like. Gene Ontology annotation, cellular component: nucleus; cytoplasm. The record is from RefSeq and is a predicted model, not a curated record. NCBI's taxonomy places the organism in Eukaryota, Metazoa, Mollusca, Cephalopoda, Octopoda, Octopodidae. The coding region runs from base 441 to 857 and encodes 138 amino acids. The transcript has 5 exons.